UAAAGGUCGUAAAGGUUGAGAACGGCGGAAAAUGUGUCCUAACGUGCAGCUGUGUGGAAGGGUUCAAUAUGUAGUCAGAAGGGUCAGAAGCGUCAGAAGUAAUGUGAAGAAACAUGGGGCCGGGAGUCAGUCUGUUUCGUGCCCAAUAUAACACAUGUUAUCGGUCCCAGUGACUAGUGUGCAGUUUCAAAGGCAUAAAAUGUAGGACUGUUCUGAGAAUGACAUAUUUUCCUAAAAUAAACCAGUGUUACGUCGAGUCAACCAGCUCACGUAUUUAUUCACAUGCCAAAGCGAAUAGAUAUGUUUCAAUGCAGAGUGAAAGCGUCUGUGCGGUGGUCAUUUGCCGUUCCAUUUCUUUUGUAUGUAAGCUUAUUUGGUAUGACAUGGAUGUUGUCUUUGCCACUUAAAUCUUUGCCACAACAGACUAUUACAAUUUAUGACCGAAAAGCAGUAGCAGAAUUACCCAACCAUUUAGGUGGAGUUAGAUUAGAAAGAGGUGUCGACAUUAACAAAAGGUUUCGCAAAGAAGUGAUUAUUGGAGAUGUGAAAGAAGGACCACAGUUUGAAGAUCCGAGAGCUCUCCUGGAAAACAUUUUUAAUAGUGCUGACAUCAGUGGAGAUGGACUCCUCAGUUUGCAAGAGUUGUCAGACUGGAUUAAUGAGAAGAUUCAGGAACAUAUCAAUGAAGCGCUGAAGGAAAACUUUGGGCUCUUUGUUUCCAUUGACAAUAAGCCGAGGAAUGGAAUGGUAUCAUGGGAAGAAUAUCACACUUACUUUCUCCAGCAGAAAGGAUUUAGCAGAGAGUAUGCAGAGAACCAUGACAAGAAGCACAGAGGGUUAAAUAGGUCUAUGAAAGAGGCAAUCAUGCGGGACCGAGCAUCAUGGUCAGAAGCAGCCCACAGUGACCCUGAUCAUCUCACACUGGAUGAAUUCCUUGCUUUCCGACACCCAGAAUCAAGUCAUGCGACAAUUUUAACUCUUGUUGAUGAACUGUUUGAUAAGUUUGAUCGAGAUGGGGAUGAGAUUCUAACAGAAGAUGAGUUUUCUAGUUUGCAAACUGAAGGAGAUGGUGAGAAGGAUGGUGAGACACUCACUCAGGGAGAAAAUGAGAGACGUCGGGAGUUCCGAGAUAUCAUAGACAAAAACCAUGAUGGGAAAGCAGAUAGAAAAGAGUUACUGAUGUACAUCGAUCCGAAAAAUCCACGUCAUGCACGCGAAGAAGCUGAAACAUUACUGAUGCUGUCGGACACCAAUCAUGAUGGCAGUCUCUCUCUGCAAGAAAUAUUUAACAAGAUGGAUCUCUUCCUUGGAAGCAAAAUGGUGGAUACAGCUCGCAGUUUCCAUGAUGAAUUCUGAACUUAGAUGGCAUCAGUAUCCAGGGUGAUAACUUGGUACAGUAAGUUAUUUUUGUGACUGUGGAGUAUGAAAUUUAGCCAUUGAAGGGAAUACUAACGGCAGAAUGAUUGUUUCACAUGUAUCAUUAGUAAUUGAUUGAGAGUCUUUGUUAAUUUUACUGUUGGAUAAAUAAGUAGUAAGGAAAUGUUAGCUCACCUAGCAGACUGCACAGUAUUGUAACCAGAAGGUCACAAUAUGAAUUAACCCUUUAUAUAUAAAUAUAUAAAUGAGGCAGUCUCUCUAGCACCAGUGAAUGGGUAAAUAUGAACCAAGCUGAAACUCAGUUAUUCAGACUCUUAGAGGCACAGAGUACUGUUGGAAGUGUUCUCAAAAUGCUUCUGAUCUUAUGCAUUCGCUUUGGUUGUUUCAUUCUGCAGCUUCGCCUUGUAUGUUUGAUGUCAGGGAGCCACCAAACCAUUAUAUUGUAUUUCUUGUCUAAGGUAGUUCCAAGACAGUUCCUUAAAGUAAAUUUUUGCCAUUUUCUUUAUCCUUUCCAAACUGCAUUCACAGUUACCCCAGUUUUUCUUUCCAACCCCACCCACCUUUUUAUUUCUUAUUGAAUUUGUUCAGUUAAAUAAAUUAGAACAGAUGUAAAUGCAACAUCAGAAAGUUAAGACUGUGAUUGUUUGGAAAGUUCUAAGGAAGUGGGCAUUCAAGCAAUAGUUGGAAUCAGCAGCUUGCACUUUUGUGUACUGUAUUGGAGUAUUGGCUCUGUCGAUAAUGAUUCCUUCAAAGCAUUGAAAGCUGUUUCAGUUUUCUCGUUCCAAAUGUAUGGCGUGUUCUUUUUCAAAAGCCCUGUGAGGGGUUUGGCAAUUUUACUAAAAUUUGGUAUGAAUCUUCUGUAGUAUCCUGCUACGCCCAGCUAUCCUUUUAAGUUUUUGAGUGGUUGUUGGGGUCGGAAAGUUUUUGACUACUUCUUCCUUCCUCUCAUCUGGCUUUACUCCUUCACUCGUGAUGAUGUGUCCUAUAUAUGAUACUUCUUUUCUUAAAAAUUCGCGCUUAUUGGGUUGCAGUUUCAGAUUGUGCUCUCUCAUCCUCUCCAGGACGUCUUUCAAUUUACUAUUAUGGAUUUGUAAGGACUCUUCAAAAACUACAAUGUCAUCUAGGUAAACUAGGCAUUUUAUACCUUGGAUUCCAGUAAGAACGGAAUUCAUUAUUCUUUGAAACCAAAAGACAUUCUUUUGUAUUCGUAGUGACCUUGAGGGGUGCUAAACGCGGUUUUAGCUUAGUCUUUCUGUUUUACGGGUACUUGUAAAAACCCACUUGCACAAUCAAUUGUUGAAAAAUAUCUCUAAUUUCCUAGGGCUUCGAUUACUUCUGAAAUGACUGGUAUAAGGAAGCUAUCACCAAUCAUGACGUCAUUAAGUUUUCUAAAAUCUGCUACGAUUCUCCAUUUCUUUUUACCCGAGGUAUCUGCCUUCUUAGGUAUGACCAAAAUUGGUGAAUUCCAUGGGCUAUUAGUAGGGGCGAUAAUGCCAUCUUGCAGCAUUUGUUGAGUUUGUCUUUGUACUUCUUCCUUAUGAACUUCUGGAAUCCUAUAUGACCUUGUGUUUAUAGCCUGGUUCAGAUUUAUCGCGGGAGUAGGGAUGGCGUGCUCGGCAGCGGUGGUAAAAAUUAGUUUAUCUCCAGGUAAGUGAAAUACAUCAUUGUACUCUUUGCAAAUUUUGAAAAGGUAUACUCUCUCUUCACUGUUCAAGUGAUCGGUUCUCAGUUCAUUCCGUAAUGUAGCUAGGCGAUCAUUGUCUUCUGCUAACUGGGAAGUAAAUAUCAUUACUGUCUUCUCACACUCACAACUAAAGGGGGUUCAAUUAUAACAUCUAUCUCUAAUGAAUUUAUUAUGCUUGUCACGCAGGUCCCAUUGAUUUCAGUACUCAACGACUCUGCUAGAUAUACACCGGGUAUUAAUUCUUUCUUUGAGAUUAAACCUUGUCCCUUUGAUGGGGUGGGCAGUCUCACUAAAUUUUCUGUUCUAGCCUUCAAUGUAAUUUUAGUCUGUCCUUGCCCCUUAUAUUAGGGUCAAACUCGACUGCUACAUUGUCCAUAGUAAUCCUUCUGUCACAGUAGCUUAUGUUAGCUCCCUUAUCUAUCCAAAAGUCACGACCUAAAAUUCCGUCGUAUUGCCAUUGAAAAUUGUUAUUCAUAACAUGGAACAUAUGCGUGGUUUCAUACGGUCCCGCGAAUAGCCUUAACCCUUUGGCGCGGUGAUUUAAAUUCCGCUGCCGUGUCUCUCCGGCGGUAAUAUUUUCAGCCGGCCAUUUAAAUUUUGCUCGUAAAUGAUUUAUUUGUCAUUAUUCUUAAAUUAAAUGAGAUAGUAACAUGAAUCUUUCACUAAAAUAAUCUUAAAAUGUGGUUUUAUAAUCUUACCUUAUAAUGUGAGCGCCCUGUAUCUCGGCGAUGGAAGCAGCUGGUUUAGAAGUGUAGUAGUGUAUGAUACGCCUUGAAGCAUUCUUCUAAACACAACGCUGCCUCGCAUUCUCCACACCAAUACUGCGUAUCUUUUCUCUGGCCCUUUUUUCCGCAAACCACACACCUUCUGUGCGGUCUUGCCUUCUUCCCCGUGGGGGGAAUUCGCUCAAGGAAAUGUCUUUCCGUGAGUCGUUUAGGCGGCGGAAGAACUGACGGACGGCCGUGUACAGGACGACGUACCCCAGAACUGUGCUUUUCCACGAGACCUUGAACUAGGGAAAGUCUGAACUGUAGAGUGUCCAGGUUUUGUUUGUUUGUGUGGGACCGAUAGAUUACCAUACUGUUGUGGAUUGCUACAUUGAGUAACCGCCUGAACAAUUUUAGGUACCACUUGGUACCCUUCUUUCGUUCAAGCAGGUACGGUUGUAGCAUCUGGUCUUUCAGAUCCACCCCGAGCAUGUUUUUGUUGUAAUCGCAAACAACCACAGGCUUUAUUUCUGUCUUGUUUGCACGAUUAACAACCACACGCAUAUCGUUUUUAUGGUAUGUGGAUAUCAUGGUCACCCUUUUUUUGUCUUGCCACGCAAGAACUGCCACGUCUCCUGAGUGUUGAGCACAGUGUUCACCUUUUUUCAAUUUCUUAUCUUUCACUAAGGGAGGGACAUUUUUCCUGUUGGGACGUAAGGUUCCAACACAGUCUGUAUUUUUAGACUUCAAGAAACGAGCCAAAUCAGGGGAGUUAUAAAAAUUAUCCAUCCACACUGUGUGUCCGCGACCCAGAAGAUUUUCUAACAGUGUUAUUACAAUUGCUGUAGUUUUGUUUGUCUCUGCAGUCACAUACUGAUUUGUUAGUUCCAUUCCUUGUCCAGUAUAGACAAGAAAGGACCAAACAUAACCAGAACUAGACUCGCAGAGUUCAAACGUUUUGAUACCAAAUUUCGCAGCCUUGAGUGGCAAGUACUGCUUGAAAGACAGACGA
Messenger RNA from Cryptotermes secundus, 4780 nucleotides. It is a transcript of the gene myd, whose product is annotated as 45 kDa calcium-binding protein. Gene Ontology annotation, biological process: calcium-ion regulated exocytosis. Gene Ontology annotation, cellular component: endoplasmic reticulum. Gene Ontology annotation, molecular function: calcium ion binding. NCBI's taxonomy places the organism in Eukaryota, Metazoa, Arthropoda, Insecta, Blattodea, Kalotermitidae. The transcript has 7 exons. The record is from RefSeq and is a predicted model, not a curated record. The coding region runs from base 283 to 1356 and encodes 357 amino acids.